CUUGUUUGUCGUCAGUGGCCGCGACCCACGAAAUCUGCCUCCAUCCGACCUCCCUAUUAUGUAAGGCGGUCCGCCCCGGAUAUCAUCAGUGGGUUUACCACUGUGUGUGUGUGUGUGUAAAAGGUGUGUCUGUGUGUCCAUUUUUGUGGCCCCGCUUUCACUUGGUGCUAUGGAACAAUAAAUCUAUUGAAGAUACCCAAUCUCAUGACAAAGUAGCGGAAAGGUUUAGUGAAAGAACAGGAGGUAGAAAUUCGGCCGUCUUUCGAAUCCUGGCAGGGAAAGACGAAGGGAGAGAGAGGGAAAAUCUAAAAUCGGUGCAGUUUCCUCCAACUUCAGCAAUUACUGGUAAAUUGGACUAGAGUAAUGGCCCCGUAUUCGAUUAAACUUUUAUUUGUUUCACGUUUUAAACGGCACUUCUUCAUAUUUUUGAAUGCACAUGAAAGAAUAUUUAGUAAAAUCGAGAGUAAAAUAACCUGAUUACCUGAAGUAAACAGCUCGGCCCUGAUUGCGUACGGCGCUCCCCCAACCUCUCAAACACCACCCUUCGCUUCGAAUGCUUUCUCCACGCCCUUCUGCAGAACAGUAGUUUGAUCUCAACAGUCGACUUACCUUAAUUGUAUAGGUCAACUGAGGUGCGUCAUUCGAAAAAUUUUGCAACAGUUUCCAAGACCUUUCGAACAUAGGCCAUAAAAAGUGCCAACGGACAGCCCUCUCGUCGGCGUUUGAAGCCUCCCCACUCAACGGCUUCGUGGUCGAUGAGGCCUUGUUCACGCCCAGACCAGCUCUGUCUUCAAAUCAGCGCAGCUAGAAGACAGGAAACCUUAUCUCGGGUGGGCGUCGUCUCCGCAGGUUGAAGAAAAGAAAGAAGAGUAAGCAAGGAGCCAGCACAGAUUCACUGCGCUGCGAUCUGCGAGAUGGAGAGGCCCUGCCAGGGAUUUUGCUACAACAACGUCUUGAAGAAAUGUAGGACUUAUCGAAUCCUUCUUGCAGACGCUUUCCCGAUAGCUGUUAAUGACAUCGGUUACUCUAUGUAUUGGUCAGCGUACGUUGGGAAAACCAGGUUCGGGCGAAGCUUAUACUAUUUGAAAAGCGAUCCUGGUGAUUUUAUUGGGGCCACCACGGCAUGUGGAAAUGACCAAGCCAAAGUGGCAACGCCUACAGAUGCAGCUGAGAACGAAUUCAUCAGAUCGCUGAGCCCGCCCGACUUAGACAUCUGGAUUGGCAUCAAUCAGCUUCCAGGUGAUGGUGACUGGAUCAACCAAGUCACUGGACAGGCCAUCAGUUACUCGAAUUGGGGAGGAGGUGAGGGCCAAGGAAGUAAUGACGAGGAUUGUGCAGUCCUCAACGCGGCCCUUGUUUGGAUCGACAUGGACUGCUCGCGGGAAUACUACUACGUUUGCCAGAUACCAAUCGAAGGGCAGCCGUAGAAUGCAUAUAUAUAUGCAGUUACUCCAGCGCCGGUCUCACGAAGGAAUACAAUUGGUCAUCACUUCUCCCUUACAUAAUUUUAUAUUACACACACACA
Molecule: messenger RNA, 1525 nt
Organism: Macrobrachium nipponense
Lineage: Eukaryota; Metazoa; Arthropoda; Malacostraca; Decapoda; Palaemonidae
Product: mannose-binding protein C-like
Exons: 7
Coding region: 915-1427 (170 amino acids)
Molecular function (GO): signaling receptor activity
Source: RefSeq, a predicted model, not a curated record